AUGCCCUUUGGAUUAAGAAACAGCCCUAGUACCUUCAUGAGGGCUAUGAAUGAUAUAUUUGUUGGGUUGCAGAACAGAGAAAUUUUCAUAUACAUAGACGAUCUAAUAAUUUUCGCUAAAACAAUGGAUGAUCACGAUAGGAAGAUGUCUCUCGUAGUAGAACGACUGAGAGAAUCUGAACCUGUACUUGUAUACCCCGAUUAUACAAAACACUUCUACGUAACGACUGACGCCAGUCAGUUCGCUAUUGGCAGCGUGCUGAGCCAGAUUUAUGGAAAGGACGAUAAGCCGAUCGCGUUUUAUUCAAGAAUUCUGAAAAAUGCAGAAACUAACUACUCAACUAUUGAAAAAGAACUUUUAGCCAGGGUCGAUUCAGCCGCGCAAUUUAGGCACGCAUUGUACGGUCGUCGAUUCACAUUCAUGACAGAUCAUAAGCCUUUAGUAUGGCUUCACAAUUUGAAAGAUCCGACUACGCGUUUGAAACGAUUCUAUUUUAAACUCAGCGAAUUUGAUUAUAACAUUGUAUAUAAAGAAGGAAAGACAAAUUACGUCGCAGACGCUUUAUCGAGAAAUCCACCGUCACUCGAGCCGGAUGGCAAAAUCUUUGUUUUGACUCUGGCCUCGUCUGAGUCAGAUGAAAUAUUCACUCCAGCAGACAUGCCUAGCACAUCGUGCCGUGUCUUUCUUUUCGCGCCAAAUUCCAAGGUACCGAUAAUUAAACAUACGCGCAAACGAAACGUGAUCCGAUCCGAUUCUACCAAGAGCGCGACUACGCCUGUCGAAUCCGGUCACGACGACACAAAUGAAAAUAUUGAAAAUGAAACAUCACCGGAUGAUGAAAAUGAUAUCACAGCACUCGCUAUGGACAAUAACCCUCCAGAGUUAUCCGACGCGGCUGUCAGUUCGAUAAACAACUCGAGCGAUCAAUCGUCUGAGAUGAUUGAACCGCCUGCCGUUACAUAUGAUAUCAUGAGACGAGCAAAGAAUAACGUAAUCGAAAUACGUGACUCGUUUCUCAUAUACAAAGAUAAUCUUGCUUACUUUAUCACAAGCAAGAACGAACCGGUCUGUAGUGGAGCGCAAGCCCUGCAUGACGCAAACCGUUAUGUACAUCACGACAGAGUGGAGCUUGGGUCAGUAGUCACUCGGACAGUCAGUCGAAAGGUUCUUCUUGCUUUGUGCGUGAAAAAGGACGAUCGUGUUCGAGUACAAGUCGACACACUUGACUUAGCUUUCAGUCAUUUGAAAGAUUAUUUGCUUGAGAAAAAACUUAAAACUAUUCGAUUCUCGGUUUCGCAAUCAAUAGACGACGUGCCGUGGAUCACUAUUCGAGAAAAAUUAGAACACUUAUCGCAAUUAGUGCCCGAUACGAAGUUUCUCUUGUGUAAAAACCUAGUGCGUGUACCGGACGAAGAAGAAAGAAUUGAUAUUAUACAUACGAUCCAUUCUUCACCCGUCAAUGGUCACAAAGGAGUCACAAAGACGUACUUGCGUAUUAGACAAGAUUACUACUGGCCUUCUCUUAAGCAGGACAUCCAGACUUACAUAAGCCGUUGUGAGACUUGUCAAUUAAAGAAACUGGUAAGACAAUUAAAAAGGCGAAUUAGCAAACUUCAGGAGAUCGCUCAAGAGAACUUGAAGUCGGCUAAGAAAAGGUCAAACAAAUAUUACGAUAGAAAAGUUAAUCCUUGCACAUUCCAAGUCGGAGAUUACGUACGACUUUUGGCGGAACCAAAGAAGGGCGUGUUCGGGAACGAAUUCUCUGGUCCAUACAAGGUCAUACGAAUUAAGAGACCCAAGUGA
Messenger RNA from Nasonia vitripennis (jewel wasp), 1803 nucleotides. RefSeq lists its product as uncharacterized. NCBI's taxonomy places the organism in Eukaryota, Metazoa, Arthropoda, Insecta, Hymenoptera, Pteromalidae. The record is from RefSeq and is a predicted model, not a curated record. Bases 1 to 1803 code for a protein of 600 amino acids. The transcript has 4 exons.